This is a messenger RNA of Blepharisma stoltei, 891 nucleotides long. The record is from the annotation of a GenBank genome assembly. NCBI's taxonomy places the organism in Eukaryota, Ciliophora, Heterotrichea, Heterotrichida, Blepharismidae.
AUGGAUAUGUCAGUAAAAAUCUCCACCAAUAGCCGGAAGCUGUACUUUAUUGCAAAGCACCAAUUUUCAACAGGUGUAAAACUAUCAGAAACCCACUCAUAUCUCAAAAAAGGCUUCGCCGAUUCACAGAGCUGAUACACUAAAUAUGGUGCUAUGGCAAGCACUCAGCUUUAUCGCGAAUUUCUACAAUUUAUGAGUAUGAAUGAAGCAACCUCUGUGCUAGAAACAGGAUCGGGCCCUGGCAAUGGGAUUUCUAUAAUUCAGAACUUAAUCAACCCAUCCUGCAAGUUUACAGCAACCGACAUAAGUCCAGGAUUUCUUAAAGAAUUAAAAAAAAUAAAAGCUGGAAAUUUUUUAGCUCAAGAAGCAAAUAUAGAAGAACUUCCUUUUCCCCAAGAAUCCUUUGAUCGAUAUAUUUCCAAUAUGGCGAUUCAUAACGUCUCUGACCCUGAAAAAGCAUUUAAUGAAGCUUACAGAGUAUUAAAAAUUGGAGGGGUUUUAGGGGUUUCAACAUUUGGUGGGAACGAUAAAACAAAUACUUAUAUGGCUCUUAUGAAAAAAUUUAGGAAGUUUAUAAAUCAGCCAUAUCAUGAGUCAAUUUUGAGCAAUUUAAGUAUUAUGGGGUAUCCUGAAAAUUUUAAAAAAUUUGCCUUGAAAAUCGGGUUUAGAAGGGUCAUUGGAUACUCAGCAAUGGCUGUAUAUCCUUUUAGGACACCUGAAGAAGCUGCUGAUUUAUUUUUAAGUUUUGGUCCUUUAGAGCAAUUUAUGAAAAAUAAUCCUGAUAAAGCGGAAGAGCUAGAAAACCUAGUGAUAAGGGAGUUAUAUGAGUGUUUGGUUACCAAUGGAACUCCAAUUGGAUAUGAGUCAACUAUUUUAAUUGCUCGUAAAUAG